Cucumis sativus (cucumber) is the source of this 1470-nucleotide messenger RNA. RefSeq names its product S-adenosylmethionine decarboxylase proenzyme 4. The coding region runs from base 111 to 1133 and encodes 340 amino acids. NCBI's taxonomy places the organism in Eukaryota, Viridiplantae, Streptophyta, Magnoliopsida, Cucurbitales, Cucurbitaceae. Gene Ontology annotation, molecular function: adenosylmethionine decarboxylase activity. The record is from RefSeq and is a predicted model, not a curated record. Gene Ontology annotation, biological process: spermidine biosynthetic process; spermine biosynthetic process. Gene Ontology annotation, cellular component: cytosol. The transcript has a single exon.
UCUCUCUCUCUUAUUUCUCUCUCUAACUCAUCCCAUUUAUAAAUUACACUCUUCCUUCGUCGUCUCUCACUCCAAAUCUUCCGUUCUUCUCCAAAUCCUCUGUUUCUUCAAUGGCGGAGUCUGGUUUUGAAGGCUUUGAAAAGCGUUUAGAGCUUCAUUUCACUGGGAAUGAACCGAUUAUCCACAUGGGUCUGCGGCAAAUUGACUUGAGUUCCCUUGAACAAAUCCUCCGAACCGUUCAUUGCUCGAUCGUCUCCUCUGUUGGAAAUCACUUCUUCGACGCUUACGUCUUAUCGGAAUCAAGCCUCUUCAUCUACCCAACUAAAAUCAUAAUCAAAACUUGUGGUACUACUCAGCUCCUCAAAUCCAUUUUUCCUUUCCUUCAUCAAGCUCGAAGUCUCGGCCUCACACUCUCUUCUUGCCGUUACACCAGAGGCAAUUUCAUUUUCCCCAAAUCUCAACCAUUCCCACAUUCGAGCUUCAAGGAAGAACUUCUUUACUUAGAAGAAUCGCUCCCCGAAAACCUCCAUUACCGGAAAGCCUCCGUUAUCCCUUCGAAUCUCCCUUCACAUUCAUGGCAUGUGUUCACUGCUGCCGACGAUGCCGCUUUGAUUCACCGAAAUCCGGAAUUUCUUUACACCGUUGAAAUUUGUAUGACAGAGCUCGACCGGAUUCUCGCUCGGAAAUUCUACUUCCGCUCCGGAGAUGGAAAAGCUGGAAAUUCAAUCGGAAAGGAGAUGACCAAUUUGACUGGAAUCGGGGAUAUUAAUCCGAGUGGUUUGGUUUGUGAAUUUGCGUUUUUUCCUUGUGGGUAUUCGAUGAAUGGAAUCGAUGGGGAUCGGUAUUCCACAAUUCAUGUGACGCCGGAGGAUGGGUUUAGUUACGCGAGUUUUGAGUGUGUCGGGUCGGUUUACGAUGAUCCAGACGAUUUGGUUCGAAUGUUGAAGAAGGUUGUGCAGAUUUUUCGGCCGGCAGCGAUGUCCGUGGCCACCACCGGGGCCAGUCACGAGGUUUGGGCCCUCGUCGCCGGUGCUCUCGAUCCCCUCGGAUUGAAGUGUCGGAGUUGUGCCGUGGACGAGUUCCCGUCAGCUGGAAGUGUAGUGUUUCAGACCUUCACGGCUCGCCGGAAAUAGACCGCGGCUGUUGCGGAAGUAGAUAAUAGGUGAAAAGUUUUGAGGGAGUGAAACUAUAGGGGGAUAAAACGGACGUGGCGGUGACGUGGACAUUGGAAUUGACUUACGUGGAGGUAUGUUUGAUGAAAAUGAAGGGCUGGAUGGAGCCUAAAUCAUUCCAGCUGUGUGGGAAGAGAAGGGAUGGUCCAUACUUAGCUUACGUGGAAAUUUUACCUCAUUCUUUUUCAUUUUCCUUUGUAGUUUGAAUGGUUUAUUUUGUCUAUUACUAUUUAUUACCUUAUCUUAGAAUAUAUUACCAAAAGAAUUAUAUUUUAAAAUAUUUUAAUUUUAAUACAAA